Molecule: messenger RNA, 5478 nt
Organism: Theobroma cacao (cacao)
Lineage: Eukaryota; Viridiplantae; Streptophyta; Magnoliopsida; Malvales; Malvaceae
Product: ATP/DNA binding protein
Source: RefSeq, a predicted model, not a curated record
ACACCAUAUCUAUAGUCUUCGCUUCACUCGAGUAACAAAGCCUUUUUUUCAUUCAAGCUCACUAUUCUCUGCUCUCUAACUUCCUUUUCUCUAAAAGAAAAAAAAUGUUAGCAAUGGUUACACCUAAAGAACACAUUGAGCAGAUAAGAAAAACAAAGUUCUCAAUAGGAGGAGAACCAAACCCUUUGACUGAGGACCUUCAUCAAGCUGUUAGGAAUUUAUCCGCUGAGCUGUAUACCAAAGAUGUCCAUUUCCUCAUGGAGCUCAUCCAGAAUGCAGAAGACAAUGUGUACUUGGAAGGGGUGGAUCCAUCACUUGAGUUUGUUUUAACCUCCCGAGACAUCACAGCCACAGGAGCUACAGCCACAUUGCUGAUGUUCAAUAAUGAGAAAGGGUUUUCCUCCAAAAACAUAGAAUCCAUUUGCAGUGUUGGACGUUCCACUAAGAAAGGGAACAGGAAACGUGGUUAUAUUGGGGAGAAAGGAAUUGGAUUCAAGAGUGUCUUUCUGAUCACUGCUCAGCCUUACAUAUUCAGCAAUGGCUAUCAGAUACGGUUCAAUGAAGCACCUUGCCCCCACUGCAGUCUUGGGUACAUUGUUCCUGAGUGGGUUGAGGAGAAGCCAACCCUUUCUGACAUUAGAAAGGUAUAUGGAUUGUCUUCUGCACUUCCAACCACGACAAUUGUCCUGCCCCUGAAGCCUGACAAGGUCAAACCUGUGAAGCAGCAGCUCUCUAGUGUUCAUCCUGAAGUUUUGCUAUUCCUUUCAAAGAUUAAGUGUCUUUCUGUCAGGGAGGACAAUGAAGAUCCCAGGCUCAACACUGUAAGUGCAAUAGCUAUUACAAGUGAGACUAAUUUUAUGACAAGGAAGAACAUUGAUGCUGAGUCCUAUACCCUUCGUCUUGCUGCUGAGGAAAAUGGCAACAAGUUUGGAAGGGAAUGCAGCUACUUCAUGUGGAAGCAAAAGUUUCCAGUUCGGCAGGAAAACAAAGUGGAAAGGAGGAUGGAUGUUGAAGAGUUGGUAAUCACAUUGGCUUUUCCAAAUGAAGAGCGUCUCCAUAGAGGGAUGACCUUACCUGGGGUCUAUGCAUUUCUUCCAACAGAGAUGGUGACCAACUUACCCUUCAUAAUUCAAGCGGAUUUUGUUUUAUCGUCAUCAAGGGAAACAAUACUUGUAGACAACAAAUGGAACCAAGGGAUUCUUGAUUGUGUGCCCUCUGCUUUUGUCAAUGCGUUCAUCUCAUUGGUGAAAAUGACAGAGGAUGCUCCAGUAUCAAGUUUGCCUCGGAUGUUCACUUUCUUGCCUGUCAACUGUUCCUCGUAUCAGCAGUUUAAUGCCAUUAGAGAAUCCAUCAGAUUAAAACUGGUUGAUGAAGAUAUUCUUCCAAGUGAUGAGUCAUGCAUGCAGCAGAAAUUUUUUCAUAAACCCAGUGAAGUGGGCAGAAUUAUGCCUGCUUUCUGGGAUAUUGUGGAGAAGGCAAGAAAGGAGGCGGUAGGCUUGCAUAAUCUUUCAUCUCAUGGAACAUAUGUCUUACAUUCUUCAUUUGAUCGUGUUGAGUAUGAUCACAUUCUAAAUUUUUUGGGAGUCGGACCAGUCAAGAAUGGAUGGUAUGCAAAGUGCAUUCAGAGUUCCAAUAUUGUCUUGGGGGUUUCUGAGGGCGUUUAUCUUGACCUUCUUCUCCUCCUUGCUGAGAAUUGGUCGAACAUAUUCCUCAAUACCGACAUCAAGAACAUACCACUUGUCAAAUAUGUGGAUUCUUUUGGAGGUGUGUCUUUGUUCAGUAUCAGUGAAUCCUCACAACAAAAAAAGGCGGUAAUAUGCCUGUCAAAUCAAGUUCGUCAUGUUUCAUGGUUGAUUGAUUGGAAUGCGGAAUUCAGAGGUGUUGCCAACCGUUUUUUUCUUCCCAAAAGCACACAAGAAGCCAUUCGUUCAUGUUUUGAGAAAGAAACAAUUUUGGAAUGGCUUCAAAACCAGGUGAAGGUUGUUCCUGUAAGUGUAUAUGACUAUGCAGCAGCUCUCAUUGGCUAUCUAGGUGGUGAGAGGAAGCUUGUUGUCACCUAUGCUCACUUCUUAUAUCAUUCAUUAUUGAAGGAUUUCAUAUCAGCACCAAAUGUUCGUUAUUUGUGUGGCAUCAUGCCACUUGUAGAUAACUAUGGUAAUGUGACUGCGACCACGAGGAGGAGGGUUCUUGUUCCUGCUAUUGGAAGCAAAUGGGUGAGUUUGAUUGGUUCGAAUCCACUGAAAGCUGAAGGCUAUAUUGAGUUAGGAGAAGACUACUUACGUCCUGGAAAUUUUGUUGGUGAAAUCACACCUGAAAAGAAGCUAUUGAAGUUUCUAGGAUCAAAUGUUGCAGCUUCAGACAUUCCUUCUCUAUCUCCCCCUAAUGCUGCCAUCCCUGCUGUCUCUUCGCCACUCACAAAGGAAAACACUUUCUUGCUGUUGGAUUGGAUUCAGAACAUGAAAAAUAGAGGAACUCUAAUUCCAGAGAAGUUUUUGACAAGCAUAAAAAAUGGAAGCUGGCUGAAAGUCACAAUAAAUGGCUCUUCUAGCUACAAACCACCAUCACAAUCAUUUUUUCAUUCCUCGUCAUGGGGAAGAUUUUUGCAGAAUGGAUUAGUGUUUGUAGAUAUUCCGCUGAUUGAUCAGAGCUUUUAUGGAGACAGAAUAAGUAAGUAUAAGGAGGAGCUAAAAAUAAUUGGAGUCAUGUUUGAAUAUGGAGAAGCAUGUGCAUUUAUUGGGAAGCAUCUCAUGAGACUAGCAUCUUCAUCAACGUUAGGUAGAGACCGUGUCUUCUCCAUUCUUGGUUUCAUUAGAUAUUUGAGAACAAAAUUGCUCCCUCCUGAUGAAUUUAUCUGCAGCAUCAAAGAAGGAAUGUGGCUAAAGACAUCUCAUGACUACAGAUCCCCAGUUGGAGCUGUUUUGUUCGAUGAGGAAUGGAAAACAGCUACACAAAUCUGUGAUGUCCCCUUUAUUGAUCACACAUUCUAUGGCGAUGAAAUCUUUUGCUUCAAAGCAGAGCUUGAGUUGCUUGGUGUUAUAGUUCACUUCAGUGGGAGUUAUCAGCUUGUUAUUGAAAGCUUGAAAUCUUCUUCAUGCUUGACCUCUUUGAAAGCUGAUGCUUUUCUUUUGGCGCUGGAAUGUAUGCGUUAUGCAAAAUCAUCUGAGCGCCUUGUUACGGCACUAAAAAAUGUGAAGUGUUUGAAGACAAAUCUUGGUCACAAACCUCCGUCUGAAUGCUUUCUAUAUGAUCGAGAGUGGGGUUGUCUCCUACAGGUUUUCAAUUGUUUCCCGAUAAUUGAUUGUGCAUACUAUGGAAGUACCAUCUCCUCUUACAAAUGUGAGUUGAGGAGAUUGGGUGCUGUGGUGGAUUUUGGGGCUGCAGUCACAUCUUUUGCUAGCAAAUUCAGGCAACAGGCAUCAUUAUCUUCUAUUACAAAAGAUAAUAUUUUGUCGUUUCUGUCAUGCUAUAGACAAUUUAAGAGAACACUGCAUAAAUUUCCCUCUGACUUGAAGAAUUGCAUCCAUGAAGUAAAGUGGUUGCGGACUCGGCUUGGUGAUUUUAGGUCUCCAAAAGAUUGCAUCCUCUUUGGUCCGAAGUGGGAGUCCAUUUCCACAAUUACUCUCCUUCCUUUUAUUGAUGAUACCGAUAAUUAUUGUGGAAAGGACAUUCACGAGUAUAGAGACGAGUUGAUGAGCAUUGGGGUUGUUGUUGAAUUCGAACAUGGUGUGAAGUUUGUCCCUGGUUGUCUCUGUUUUCCUCGGAGUAGCAGCAUGAUAGCUCCCACAAAUGCACUUUCAUUGCUCAAAUGCUUGAGAAUUUUGUUGAAAGACAAGAAUUACACCUUCUCAGAAGCGUUUUUGAAAAAAGUUUCAGAAAAAUGGUUGAAAACCUAUACUGGUUAUAGGAGUCCAGGUAAGAGCUUAUUGUUCGAUGGGAGAUCAGGCUUAAAGCCAACAGAUGGACCAUUCAUUGAUGAAGGUUUCUAUGGUUCUGAGAUUAGAACCUAUAGAAAAGAGCUCGAUUCAAUAGGAGUUACUGUUGAUGUUGAGAAGGGAAGCACAUUGCUAGCCAGCCACCUUGCUUUCCAUUCUGAUUUUGCCACAAUCAUUCGAAUAUAUAAAUUUUUGGCAGAAGUAGGAUGGGUGCCUGAUAGUGAAGCUACACGGAAAAUCUGGAUCCCUGAUGGAAAUGAAAAUGGAAGGUGGGUCAAACCUGAUGAAUGUGUUCUACAUGACAAAGAUGGUCUCUUUGGUUUGCAGUUGAAUGUUUUGGAGAAACACUAUAAGAACAAACUACCACUGCAGUUUUUCUCUGGUGCAUUUGGUGUCAAAUCAAAUCCUUCACUUGAUGAUUAUUGCAAUCUUUGGAAAGGUUGGGAAACUUCAAGACAGCAAUUGUCACAUGAUGAGUGUUGUGCAUUCUGGAGGUUUGUUGUGGAGCACCAGAGUUCAAAGAACGAGAAAAUUCUUUCUGAAAGAUUGGUAAAGUUGCCCGUGGACUCAGGUUCGGAUGGAAUUAUGUUAUUUGACAAGCAUGAUGUGUUUAUCGCUGAUGACCUUCAGCUUAAGGAUCUUUUUGUCCAGUCCUCUUCUUGUCCGCUAUUUGUCUGGUAUCCUCAGCCAAGCUUGCCUUCUUUGCCUCGAACUAUGCUACUUGAAUUAUACAGAAAAAUUGGGGUUCGCAUGAUCUCCGAGUCUGUACAGACGAAAGAAUUAUCAUUGAAAAAUGACUUGGAACUUAAGCAGGUUAAUCAUAGAGGUGCUAUGAGAAAAGAGCUGGUUCGACUUCUUCUUGGCUUUUUAGCAGGUUCUUCUUUAAAAAUGGAAUCAGACAAAAGGCAUGAAGCUGUUAAGUGCCUCCUCAAUCUCACUGUCCUUGAGACUUCCGAACCGAUUACAGUGGGAUAUACUUUGUUUUUAUCUUCGGGUGAAACCCAAGAAGUUAGAGCAAGUCGAAUGAUACGUUGGGAUAAAGAGAGCUCGAAGAUUUUCAUUCAGAAGAUGGACAAGUCGGCUGGGAAAAAGAAUUUCCUUGAAUGUGCUACUUACUUCGCUGAAGCAAUUGCUGAAGGGGUACUGUGGGAAAAGGAAGAUCAAAUUAGUUCACUCUCUGAACUAAUCAAGCUGGCCUUUCUUCUGAAAUUCAAUGAAGAGGCAGUGGGUUUCUUGAUGAAAUCCAAGAAUUUGCAAGUGUUUGUGGAGGACGAGGAAUUGCUCUCUGCUGCCUUCCCUUCUGAAUAAGGGCAUGGUAUAUAUGAACUAUGAACUACUAGUAUUUGGAAUGUGCAUGUAUGCCUUCUCUUCACCCCACCCCUCGCAUUUUCCCUAUUUUUUCUCUUUCUACCAUGACAAGUGUUUGUCUGGAUUAAAGUAUAGCUUGUGAAGCAUAAGAUGGUGUGUGAUUUUAACAUUGAUAUAACUGUAAGAACUGGUUUGCUAUGACUAUAGGUAUGCUCUGUUUGCUACGACCUGUUUUUCU